Molecule: messenger RNA, 1954 nt
Organism: Ciona intestinalis (vase tunicate)
Lineage: Eukaryota; Metazoa; Chordata; Ascidiacea; Phlebobranchia; Cionidae
Product: N-alpha-acetyltransferase 60
Biological process (GO): N-terminal peptidyl-methionine acetylation
Cellular component (GO): Golgi membrane
Molecular function (GO): protein-N-terminal amino-acid acetyltransferase activity; histone acetyltransferase activity
Source: RefSeq, a predicted model, not a curated record
AAUUGUCAUUUUUGCCCACAGAACUAGAUGAUACUAUGAUAGUAACUGUUAAUGGCCAUCUGCCGAAUAAAUAUAUGGCUUAAGUCUUAAAUGUCAGUAUAUCAAGGUUAGGUAACAAUGUUUAAAAGUCCAUCAACAAAAUGUCAUCUUGUGUUAUUAAUAUUGACGAUAAUGGAUUAAACUUUGGCGCAAUGAAGCUGUACGAGGAUGCCAUAUGUGAAGGUGGUAAUGGGACAUUAUUAUCCGUACAUAACAGGUCAAAAAAAUGUGACUUUUUGAGCACAAUACGAAUACGAAGCUUAAAUGGUGGAGAUAUCGAUGUUUUAAGGGAACUGUGUACGGAAUGGUUCCCAAUAAAAUACCCGGUAACUUGGUAUGAAUCUAUAACUUACAACGACAGGUUUUUCUCAAUUGCUGCGACGUUAAACGGUCAAAUUAUCGCAAUUUUGAUUGCGGAAAUUAAACCAAGAUGGCAACUGCCCAAAGAAGAUUCUGAUAUGUUGGCAUCAGUUCAUUCCCCUGACUCUAAAGUUGCGUAUAUACUGAGUCUUGGGGUACAAAGGGAUUUCCGCAGAAGAGGUGUCGCGUCAUAUAUUUUGCAUCAUUUCCUACUGCAAGUUGCAAGCAAGCACACUGGUCUUCUUGGAGUAAAAGCUGUUUAUCUUCAUGUGCUUUGCACCAAUGUAACUGCAAUUAAGUUUUAUGAGCGACAUAAUUUUCAACUGUUGCAUUAUCUACCUGCGUACUAUGUUAUAAACAUGGAGCCUAAGGAUGGAUAUUCAUACGUGCUUUACAUGAACGGUGGCAAACCACCUAGAGCCUGUUGCGAUUGUUUGUAUCUAAUCUCAAACUUGUUUCAAAAUUUAACCCAGUGCAAAUUCACAAAGCUAUUUUUCAACAGCUUAAAUAACGUUUUUUCACGAUUUGUAAUAUGGCCCAAACUACCAAGCAUUAUUACAAGACAAAGACAAUGCCAUAACUUAUAACACUAAAUCCCAAACUAGUGUAGUUAUUAAAACUUGCUCAAAAAACAUGGCUGAAUUUUAAUUAGAAAUCCCCAAUUCAGUAGCUUAAUAAAUAUUUAAAGUUUAUUGGAACAAUGUUCGGGUACUUGCAAGACACUUAAAAUAAGAUUGCAAUAAAUUUAAUGGCUCUGUUAUUUUAACUUUUAGUUGCGGAAGCUCUGGUCUUACAAACCCAACCGUCUGGUUUUGUUACUUAAUACAGUUGAACUAGAUUAAGACUUGUGUAUGUUUUGUAAUUUAUUAUGUAAGUUCCAUAAUUUCUUUGGAACUCUAUCUAAUUUAGUAUUUCUUGAAUUUCUGUUUAAUAUUUUUGUAAACAAACAUGUUGUAACAUUGAUUCGAGUAGGCAAUGGUAAAAAGAUGUAACUAUACCUCUAAAAAACUUGAAUAAUUAACACAUGAUAACAAUUGUUUUGUUUACCACCAUCCUAAGUAUAACAUAAAUGUAAACUUCGUAAAUUCUAUUGUGCAUUCAAUGUUCAAUGAAACUGUUAAGUUAGUUGUAUUAUCUUCUGUCAUAGGCGCCAAACUUUUCCAAAUGCAGGGAAGGCAGGGAUAGUUAUACACAUAUUUGAAAAAAAUCCUACCCCGCCACCCCAGGUUUGGCGUCAAUGUCCUCUGCAUGUUUUAAGUGGAACAAAGUUAGUUUAUUUGUAUUGAUUGUGUUAACUGUUAAGCUUAAGUGCAUGUGUCUUUUUGUAGAACUAAUUUUUCUGUCUUUGGUACAAGUAUUCUGUAAUUACAAUGUGUUUGUAAAACUUAGUUUACAAGACCCAAAUGGGACUGUCUCUUCAAUUCUGUUAUUCACACACUGGUUCAAAUUUGAUCGUUUAAACUCACAGAGAUUGACGCGCACUGUGAUGUUUAUGUUUGCUGUGAUGUCAUUUUACUUUUUAUGUGUUUAAGCAAUCAUGUUAUGUUUCAAUAGA